This is a messenger RNA of Galendromus occidentalis (western predatory mite), 1524 nucleotides long. Its product is annotated as zinc finger protein 341. NCBI's taxonomy places the organism in Eukaryota, Metazoa, Arthropoda, Arachnida, Mesostigmata, Phytoseiidae. The record is from RefSeq and is a predicted model, not a curated record. Bases 1 to 1362 code for a protein of 453 amino acids. The transcript has 9 exons.
AUGGAGGACCUCUCAGAUGCCAUCCUCCGGGAAGACAUUUCCAUCCUCAGAUGUCCUUCUCCGGGUCCAACGUUCGGCGCUCCGGCAGAUCCUCGAUUGUUCGCCUCGAAUUCAAUGUACCAGUUGCCGGAAGCUGCCUACCCGACAGCGGACCAAGUGUACUUCGAUCGCCAGAUGCCGACGGUCUCUUUCGGAUUCAUACCGGAUUUAUAUGAAUGCAACGACGCGGUCCCAUCGAUCUUGGAGCCCGAUUCGUCUGCUUUCCCAUCCAACGUGGAGCCGCAGACGAGUUUUCCGAGCGGCGAUGACACUACCGAAAAACGUCCGAUUGCGGCAUCCGCAAAAGGACACAAGCGCAGACCUCUGCCGAAAGCCUUCACGUGUGCCCACUGCAAGAAGGAGUUUACGAAGAACUUCGAUUUCUCUCAGCACAUGAGAUCUCAUACUGGAGAAAAGCCCUUUCUAUGCAUUGUUUGCGGUCUCGCGUUUGCUCAGAAAUGCAACGUCAAGAAACAUCUGGUCACCCACAUGGUUUGGAAUCCCCAUCGCAUCCACGAAGAAUCUUUCACCACGACCGGACACCUACCGAAAGAGACGCUCAGAGGGAACAGCAUGGAUAAAGGAUUCGAAUGUCGCUUCUGCUCAACUACCUCCUUCGCCACCUACGCUGAUUUCAGGACUCACCUAAAAACGCACAUAUCCGAGCGGGUGUUCCGAUGUAUCCUACCAUCCUGCGGAGAAACCCCUGGGAACGCAGACGAACUCCUCAAUCAUGUGAAGCACCAUGACGUUUUCAAGGAAUAUAGGUGCACACCGUGUGAUGCAGUCUUCCCAAACCUGUACCAAUUCAGUUUCCACAACCACGCACACAGUCGGUCGGAAGAAUUGGGUCCCCAGAGGAACUCCGGGAGGCGCGCGCAAAGAUUCCAAUACAAGUGUGAGAUAUGUCAAGAACGAUUUUCAGAACCUGAAGACCUCAAGGAACAUCGCGAGUCUAAGGGCCACCUUUACAACUGCCCCCAUUGUAGCAGCCGGUUCUCGGAGGAACGGUACUUACGGCGCCACCUGGCUGUCCACGAGGCAGAAAUAGCAUUCCUCUGUGAACAUUGCGGCAAAGGCUUCAAGCUCAAACACCACUUGGCCUCGCAUAUUUUAACACACAACGAAAAGGCAUUCUCUUGUCCGAAAUGCUCUAGAGCCUUCGCUAGACCGGAUCAAGUCGUGAGGCAUGUGAAGGCUGUUCACGAGCCGCGCGCGUUCAAAUGUGGGAGUUGUUCGAAGACUUUCUCCCGCAAGGACAAGCUUCAAGAGCAUUCGAAGCAUAGAAGGACCCGGUGUCUUCCUCUCCAAGACACACUUUAACCGCGAUGCCCGUGUAUUCCAAGAUCCCCCGGAUCAAGGUUGAUUGCGAUGGGCGUCUUCCAGACUGGUGUUCACUGAUCUCAUGUGCAAUAUGCGGGGCGUACGUCCUUAUCCGUAAGGCGACGCCUCAGGACGAAUGGCGAUGCCGCUCAAUAAAUCGAU